Molecule: messenger RNA, 557 nt
Organism: Drosophila novamexicana
Lineage: Eukaryota; Metazoa; Arthropoda; Insecta; Diptera; Drosophilidae
Exons: 2
Coding region: 32-217 (61 amino acids)
Source: RefSeq, a predicted model, not a curated record
CAACAACAACAAUAACAAACUCCGCAAAGUGAUGAGCUUCAUUAAACAAUUUGCCUCAACGACUGUCGGCAUGAUGGCCAUCGCCAUCGGAUCCACGGCUGUCGUAUAUUGCACCACUCGUUUUUUAAUUAAACCGUAUCAGAGUAAAAAGCAACGUUUGGAAGCCGAAGCCUGUGCGGAGUAUAUAUUUCAGCAGGAAUCCCAGAAGCGUGGAUAGAUCAAAUAGAUGGCGCACUUGUCAACUGUUCCAGAUCUUUAUAAUAGUUUUUUCCUAUAUUUACACAUACAUUUAUAAAUAGUAACGUAGAUAAUAGAUUUCAAUGGAAAAAAUAAUUUGGGCAACUGAAAUUUUGAACUUGUAUAUCUUCAAUUUGCAUUAGAUUAUCAGCAUAUUGCCUUCUUUUUACUAGCAUACAACAUUUGUCUUUUGCAAUUUUUACGAUCGGUCGAUAAUAUUGUUAAACAACAAAAAAAAAAAUACGCUUUAAGUUGAAGAACCAUGGAAUUUUAGUGAAAGAUUUAUAAAAUGAAUUGGAAUAAUGAAUGAUUAACUAAUA